CCGCGAGCACAAACACAGCAAUACCAACAUAGCUUUCAAAGUUAAUGCAGCUCUUCACGUCCGCGCUUUAAAACUUGUUUACUAAUUACUACGUUGUUGUUGUUGUUGUUGUUGUUUUUUUCCGGAAAGAUGGGGGUUCCAAAAUUUUAUAGAUGGAUAUCCGAGCGAUAUCCAUGUUUGAGCGAAGUUGUGAAGGAGCACCAGAUACCGGAGUUUGAUAAUUUGUAUCUGGAUAUGAAUGGAAUCAUCCACCAGUGCUCACACCCUAAUGAUGAGGACGUGCACUUCCGUAUCACAGAGGAGAAGAUUUUUGCAGAUAUUUUCCACUACCUUGAAGUGCUGUUUCGCAUCAUCAAGCCCAGGAAGGUUUUUUUCAUGGCUGUGGAUGGUGUCGCACCCAGGGCCAAAAUGAACCAGCAGCGUGGCAGAAGGUUCAGAUCAGCAAAAGAAGCAGAAGAUAAAAUAAAGAAGGCUCUGGAGAAAGGAGAGGUUUUACCCACAGAAGCCCGAUUCGACUCCAAUUGCAUCACACCCGGUACGGAGUUCAUGACUCGGCUUCACAAACAUCUACAAUUCUUUGUGCAGAAAAAGCUGUCCACAGACCGACUGUGGCAGGGAGUGAGAGUGUAUCUGUCUGGUCAUGAGACUCCAGGAGAAGGAGAGCACAAGAUCAUGGAGUUCAUUCGGUCAGAGAGCGCUAAACCGGACCACGAUCCUAACACACGGCACUGUCUGUACGGCCUGGACGCUGACCUGAUAAUGCUGGGUCUGACAAGUCAUGAGCCUCAUUUCUCUUUGCUCAGAGAGGAGGUACGCUUUGGGGGGAAAAAGAAUCAGAAGAGAAUAACAGCUCCAGAGGAGACGACGUUCCACCUGCUCCAUCUUUCCCUCAUGAGGGAGUACAUUGACUAUGAGUUCUCUUCAUUGAGGGAGAGGAUCUCGUUUGUGUAUGAUCUGGAGCGGAUUAUAGAUGACUGGAUCCUAAUGGGCUUCCUUGUGGGAAAUGACUUCAUCCCCCACUUACCUCACCUGCAUAUUAACCAGGAUGCUCUACCCCUGCUCUACAGAACAUACAUCACAGUCUUGCCCUCACUUGGGGGAUACCUGAAUGAAAACGGGCAUCUAAAUCUGGCCCACUUUGAGAAGUAUCUUGAGAAGCUGGCAGAGUUUGACCGCGAGCACUUCAGCGACGUGUUUGUGGACCUGAAGUGGUUCGAGAGCAAAGUGGGGAACAAAUAUGUGAAUGAAGCGGCUGGUAUCGCUGCCGAGGAAGAGCUGGGCAGACAGGGCAGGAGGAACAAGCUGUUUAAAGACUCUCUCAGUUUGGCAGCUUUGGAUGGAGACAAAGACUCGCGCUGUUCAGGAAGAGCAGAAGGCACAGAGGAGGACGGUGAGGACGAGGACAUGUUUGAGGCGGAGUUUCGGCAGUAUAAGAGAACGUACUACAUGACCAAGAUGAACGUGGAGGUGGUCUCUGAUGAGUUUUUGGCCAGUCAGGCUCGCUGCUAUGUCGAGGGAAUCCAGUGGAUCCUGCAUUAUUACUAUCAUGGGGUUCAGUCCUGGAGCUGGUAUUACCCAUAUCACUACGCACCCUUCCUCUCUGACGUGAGGAACAUCUCUGACCUCACUUUGACCUUUGACAUGGGAAAACCCUUCCUGCCCUUUGAACAACUGCUGGGUGUUUUACCUUCAGCUAGCAAAGAGCUGCUGCCUAAAUGUUACCAGCACCUGAUGACAUCUGUGAACUCACCGAUUAUUGAGUAUUACCCCGUGGACUUUAAGACAGACCUGAACGGGAAGCAGCAGGAGUGGGAGGCCGUCGUCCUCAUCCCCUUCAUCGACGAGAAACUGUUGCUGGCAGCCAUGGCCCCCAACACAGAAAGUAUGAGUAAAUCGGAGCAAGCGAGGAACACACACAGAGAGUGUGCAGUGUACUGCUAUGACAAAGAGCUCGACUUUCCACUGACUUCACCACUGCCUGAGGUCUUCCCCAGUGUCUCACACUGCCACGCAAGGUGCACACUGGUGCCCAUGGAUGCCUGGCGAGUGCCCCUGCACACAGUCAUACGCAGAAUCGACCGCAGCUCGCUGUAUUUCUGCGGCUUUCCCACCUUGCAACACAUCAAACAUAAAUUCUACAAGAAGAAGAGCGGUGUGGUCGUGUUCCAGCAGAGCAGCCGAGGAGAAAACAUGAUAUUGGAGAUUGUAUCUAGCCAGCAGGGGGAGCCAGUUCUGGAGGAUGUGGCGGACCUCGUGUUGGGGAAGAGUGUGUUCGUGAACUGGCCUCACCUGGAGGAGGCACGCGUGGUCGCCGUGUCGGACGGAGAGGCAAAGUUUUUCCUUGAUGAGGCGACAGGAGCACAGAAGCUGUUUGAGGACACGCCUCCUCCCGUUAAAGUGGUGUAUCUGAGCGAUAAAGAGCAGAAGGAUUGGGUUAAAGAUGUGCAGGGCAUCACAGAGCACCACAGUAAGCGUAAAGGUGUGGUGAUAAAAGAAACAUCAGUGCUGCUGUACGCUCAGCUCCUCACGGGCAGGAAGUACGUGAUCUCCCCGAACGCUCAGGUCCAUCUGGAGAAACAGUGGGCCAAACAGAUCCUGCCCUUUGCUUACCAAACCAUCGUGAAGGACAUCACGGCUUUCGAUUCGUCCUUGUCUCGGUUUAAAACGCUGGAGGAACUUUUCCCCGUCUCCACCACUGUAUUCAUGGUGGGAAACACGUAUUAUGGCUCGAUGGGAGAGGUGCAAGAUUCUAGUGAUGUCAUCAGCGAGGGACGUGUGCGGGUGGUCUUUACUGUGCCGUGUGAACCUCACCUUGAUGCCUUAAUUCAGAACCAGCAUAAAUACUCCAUAAAGUACAGUCCCGGCUACGUUCUGGCCUCGCGCCUCGGCAUCACCAGCUACCUCGUCUCCAGGUUCUCUGGGAGCAUCUUCAUCGGCAGAGGAUCAAAGAGGAAUCCUCAUGGCGAGCAGAGAGCCAACGUGGGUCUGAAUCUGAAGUUUAAUAAGAAGAAUGAGGAGGUUCCUGGCUACACCAAGAGAACAGAGAAGGAGUGGCUGUACUCGGCUGCUGUAGAGGAGCUGUUAGCUGAGUAUCUGGAGCGCUUCUCCGAGGUGUUCGAUUAUGUGUCCAGGAACAGCCAUGAUGAUUUAUUCUAUGAGGAUGAUAUCUGGCCAGGAGACGAUGAGAAUGGGUAAAUCUUUCUCUCUGUCUCUCUCACUCA
This is a messenger RNA of Tachysurus fulvidraco (yellow catfish), 3221 nucleotides long. It is a transcript of the gene xrn1, whose product is annotated as 5'-3' exoribonuclease 1. The record is from RefSeq and is a predicted model, not a curated record. Gene Ontology annotation, molecular function: 5'-3' RNA exonuclease activity; RNA binding. NCBI's taxonomy places the organism in Eukaryota, Metazoa, Chordata, Actinopteri, Siluriformes, Bagridae. Gene Ontology annotation, cellular component: nucleus. The coding region runs from base 130 to 3195 and encodes 1021 amino acids. Gene Ontology annotation, biological process: nuclear-transcribed mRNA catabolic process; rRNA catabolic process. The transcript has 25 exons.